Messenger RNA from Myxocyprinus asiaticus (Chinese sucker), 6810 nucleotides. RefSeq names its product centrosomal protein 131 (gene cep131). Gene Ontology annotation, cellular component: centriolar satellite. Bases 143 to 3454 code for a protein of 1103 amino acids. The record is from RefSeq and is a predicted model, not a curated record. The transcript is spliced from 27 exons. NCBI's taxonomy places the organism in Eukaryota, Metazoa, Chordata, Actinopteri, Cypriniformes, Catostomidae. Gene Ontology annotation, biological process: regulation of centrosome duplication; cilium assembly; intraciliary transport involved in cilium assembly.
CAAUGAGAAGAUGUUGCGAUGAGGAGUUGGAAGCAGAUGAGAAAUCACUGUCAGACGCUCCAAACGGGAAUAAACACGCUCUUAUUUGAAUAAAGACAGUUCCUUUAUCCGAUGUGGACAGUUUAGAGGAGUCUACAUAAGGAUGCAUACAACUCGUAGUCCAUCCGCCUCCAUCCAGGCCGGACCGGCAGGAGAUGUACUGGACCUCAGCUUGACCGGCUCUCAGCUCAUGAUGGGCCGCAGACCCAGCAGUGCUUCCCCAGGGAAACACUUCUCUCGGUCCAUAUCUGUGUCCGCGACCAGUGACGGACAGGGAAAACGUAACACGUUGACGGAUUCUGGAUUGGGAAGCUCACGAGCAAUUAAAAACCUGCGACGGUCUAACAGCACCACACAGGUGAACCAGCAGGCCAACACAAGCCCCAGUGAAGGCCAGACAGAAGACUUCUUGGCUCUGUUCAACAGCAGCACUGAUGGACGCAGGAAACUGGCCAGCCUCACCAAGACGUCCAAAGACCAAACUACCUGGAACAUCCUGGAUGACCAGCCGAGAGUCUUCCCUGUGCCCAGCAGCUCUCAUAGUACCUGCAGUAUGGAUUCUCCUACGGGACUAAAGAAGAGGGAAGCCGGGGUCUCUCUGGCUGCCAACUUCACUGCCAACAACAGGAGCAAUAAAGCAGCUGUGGGUAACUCAGUGACCCCCAUCCUUCAUAACAACCACUCAGAGAAGCCCCUUACUCCCAAGAGCUCCAAUCAGAAGCCCUCCUUCAAUAACAUCAUCAAAGCCACAGUAAAUGAUGAUGUGACAUUAGACGUGAGUGGUUCUCUCACUAAGUCUCAGAAGAACUUCUCGGCAUCAUCAGGCUCCAACAACAACGCCCCCUCGAGCCCCCGAAGCCCAGGUCAGCCGUGCAGACGAGAGGUGACCGAAGAGGAGGCUGAGAGGUUUAUUCAACAGGUGAACCAUGCUGCUAUUAUCAUCCAACGUUGGUAUCGUUGCCAUGCCAACAGAAAGCGAGCCAAUGAGAAUACGAUCAAACACCUCCUCGCAUCCAAAAAGAAGGAAAGGGAGCAGAGAGCAGAGGAGGAAAAACCCGCAGAGUCACUGAAGAAGAAGGAUGAUGAGCGUAAACGCAUCAGAGAGGAGAAAGCUCGUCUGGCUCGACUUACUGCAAUACAGGAGCUUCAGCAGAAAAGAGCGCAACGUGCUGCAGAGGUGCAGCAGAUUGCAGAGGAGGAGAUAGAGGCACUGAGGCAUGCUGGGAAAGUGGGGCGUAAAAAACUCACCAAGUGUUCACCCGCUUCUCCCACUGACGUCAAGGCUAAGAACACAGAUUCCAGUGUGGAUGAUGUGACGAAUCUGAGGGCUGUGUCACCCGCUGGCUCACUAAGCAGAGGAUCUCAGUGCUCUCAGGAGAUCCUUCAGAGGUCUGUGAGUAUGGAAGACCAGCGACAGAGGGCACCAUCAAGCAGGGCUCAGUCAAAAACCACCCUCAAUGACCUGCUGGACACACUGAAGCUCUUGGAAGAGGAGCCAGAGAGACUCUCAGAGCCCAAGAGCUACAGGAAGGAUAAGUACGCAUGGAUUGAUGAGGAUGGAGACUCUAACUCCCUGACGACUGAUAACGUGGAACGGCACAGGCAGUUGAGUCAGACUCCUGCCCUACCGGAUGGGGGUGCCUUGCUGUCAGAGGCCAAACUGCAGAGCAUCAUGAGCUUCCUGGAUGAAAUGGAGCAAUCAGAGCAGGAUAGACCACGUUCGGUCACCUCUGGAUCACACAGAGAGGUGGUGUUAUCAGAGGAGGAUCUCGCAGUUGUAGAACAAGCCUCAGCCACGGCAGCUGAGGUCACUGGUUCCAUGAUGAGACUCAAACUGGAGCUGGAAGAGAAGAAACGCACUGCCAAUAUGCUACAGACAGCACUGGCCCAGCAGAGGGAGCUAACAAUCCGGCAUGUGAAGGAGACAGAGAAGGAGCUCAAUCAUAACUUCCAGCUACAGAAACAGCAAUAUGAAGCUACGAUACAGCGGCACCUGACAUUUAUAGACCAGCUGAUUGACGAUAAAAAGGCCUUGAGUGAACGCUGUGAGGAGGUGGUUGGAGAACUCAAGCAGGUGGAUCAGAAGUACACUAAGAAGAUCGCACAGAUGCAAGAGCAACAUGAACUGGUGUGGCAAAUUUUGGGUCCCAUGUGCGAGGAGAUAAAGAAAUUAAAAGAGUUAAUGAGUGCCACUGAGAAGAUCCGCAGGGAGAAAUGGAUCGAUGACAAGACCAAAAAGAUCAAGGAGAUAACAGUGAAAGGUCUGGAGCCAGAGAUUCAGAAGCUAAUCUCCAAACACAAGCAAGAGCUGAAGAAACUGAGAGUUCUUCAUGAGGCAGAGCUGCUUCAGGCAGAUGAGAGGGCCGCCCAACGCUACGUCAGGCAGAGUGAGGAACUACGACAGCAAUUGGAGAAAGAAAGAGAUGAACAGUGCCAGAAAGAGAGAGAACUGGCCAAGCAGAGGUUCGAGAAACAGCUGCAGGAAGAGGAGAAUGCACUGCAGCAGCAGAGAAGACGACUCUAUAAGGACGUUUCAGAGGAGAAAGAACGACUCACACAGCUAGCAGCAAGGCAGCGUGCUGAGCUAGAGGACUUAAGGAAGCAGCUUGAAGAGAACAGCUCUCUGGCUGGAAGAGCACUUCGAGAAGAGUUGGAGAAGAGCAGAGAAGAGCAGGAGAGGCGACACCAGGUUGAAAUAAAGGCCCUGAAGGAAAGACUUGAGAUUGAGAAACAGACGUGGGAAGAAAAUUAUAUGAAAAAAGAGGAAGCAUGGCUGCUGAGCAGAGAGAGGGAGCUGAAAGAGGAAGUACGUCGAGGGAGAGACAAAGAGAUCGAGUUGGCCAUUCAGAGACUAGAGGAGGAGACCAGAGGGGCAAGGGAGGAGUGUGAGAGAGCAGCAGACAACCGGAUAAAGCGUAUAAGGGAGAAAUAUGAGGCCGAGCUCCAAGAUCUGGAGUGUUCGGAAAGGGCGGCACUGCAGAAACAGCAGGAAAUGAGAGAGAAACAGAGUGAGAUGGAGGGGGAACUACUUCGCCUGCAGUCACUCCUACGACAAAGAGAGCAGGAAAUAAGCGACCUCGCCAAGUCACGUGAUAAAUUAUCAGAGGAGCGCCGCAGCUUGGCGGAGGUGAUCAGGCAGGAGUUUGCGGAGCGACUGGUAGAGACGGAGGAAGAAAACAGGAGGAUGAAGAUGGAAGUAUCGGAUGCCAAGGCACGACUCCGCUUAGAGGUGGAGCGAGUGACCAGAGAGAAAGAAGAGGAGCUCGUGGAGGUACACCAAAGAGUGAAAUCUGCCAUUUUCAAGAAGGAAGAAACUGUUAAUAAUCUGCGGAAGCAACAUGAGGCUGCAUUGAAGAGAGCAGAUCAUCUCGAGUCUUUGUUGGAACAGCAGAGGAAACAGCUGCUAGGGAAAUGAUUGACAUGUUGGUGCAUCGGCCCCUGAGAGCUCCUCCCCCCACCACCCCUUCCCUUCUAUCAUACAGUCCCCAUGCACAAAGAAGAAAAAAUCUCUUUAUCCAUAUUCUUGUCUGGUUACAUUUUUCUUCUUUUGGUCAUUUGGAUGAACUGAUGGAUUCUGGUUGGACACUUGAAAGAAGGGUGGAUGGUUCCUGCCAGUCUUCUGAUCCAGAACGGCAACCUUUGGCAUUCCCAUGAGAACAGGGCAAGAAAUAAGAGAGGAAUUGAAUCUUCUGUUAGGAUUCCUGGAGACAUUUGUGUGUCUAUCUUGCAUAGAUAUGACCAUUUGUUUUGCAUAAAGAAGACUAUGUUUAGGACCAUUAAGAUUUUUUGCAUUGUAGCAUUAUUUUUAUGACAAUUCAGCACUUUUAAAUCAUUACUGUAAUGGGAAGAAAAUUAUAUAUUAUUUGAAUUGUAAAGUAUUUAUACAUUUUGGUAGUAUUUGUUGUGAAUUUACCUUUAAUUUAUGUUGAUUUAAAAAACACAUUGUAUUACUGUAAUUUUGUACUGAAAUGCUGAAAUAUUGUAUUGCAGUAAAAAGAUUGGCAUUGAAAAUAAUGAGAAUUUCAAAAAAAUCUCCGGAUUCAUAAUGUACGGUAAUGACAAUUUGAAGGGGAUAUGUGCUUAAUUGUCAUUAAAUUAUGUCAUAAUGCAAAAAGUCUUAAUGAUCCUAAAUACAGGCUUCAGUUUUUUAGGCAAAAUUGGAAUUAUUUAUUUUUUCUUGUGAUUUUUUUUUUUUUGCUUUGUUUGGUUUUUUGGGUGAUCUGGAUAUGUUUUGUGAAAAAGAAGUGGGAAAACCCCUUUCCUGGGCACAAAGGCAUCUACAGAAAGUUCAUCCAGAUGUUUCUGUUACUACAUACCCACUUCCCUUUCUCUCCAGUGUAGGAGGAGAAGUGGGAAGGGCAAAGGUUCUGAAAUCUCAUUCCCAAAAAGUUAACCCUUCACAUUAAAGAGGAGAGAACUUACCCCCCCUCCAAUACAGACUCCCCCGGCCUUUUGUGUGCUGCAUAUAGAUACCUUUUGUCCUGAUGCCCCUCAGGGCUAUCUCUAAAUUACAGGAGAUGUCCUAGAAGUCCCCAGGACAACCAAACGUACUCACACACAGCACUCAGUGAAGCCCAGCUCUUUCAGAUGUCAGGGAAUGAUGGCAGCAUAGGUAUAGGAUAGAUGUUUUAGAAGGUUUGUUGACAGAAUGGAGAUGGAUAAGAUAAGUUAAGGGCAUCUGGGCACAAGGUGAUACUGAAACAAGCAAGCUUUCGCUUCCUUGAGUUUUUAUUCUAACCAGCUGUGACAGUGACGAGUGGUAUCGACACUUGGUUUUUGUUUCUGAGACUUUGUGUUGGGUAACCCCUUCUACCAAAAUCACGCUCAACGUCAGAUAUUAAUUUAUAUAUAUAUAUAUAUAUAUAUAUAUAUAUAUAUAUAUAUAUAAAAUGACUGCUUGUGAUUGUGUCAUGCUGUGAAGCAGUUUUGCGUUAAGUGUGGACAAAUUGCUUGUCGCUGGAAACUUGUCGCUCGCCCCUGGUUAGGACAUUGUUGGGGAUGACUUAACAUUGUUAUCAACCCAUACUUCCCUCUGAGUUUAGGGCUAGCUUAUGGUUAAAUUAGGGAUUCUUUGACAGGAAUGUUGUUCUCGGACGAACACAAAAUUUUGAUCCAGGAACUGAAAUCCUGUUGAGCUGGGGGAGAAACAUAUGGCUGGUAUUCAUGCUGUGGUUUCAAGCACAGCCAAAAGCCCAUCAAUUUCUCGCACUCUCUUUUCAAUGUAUACCAAGCGGCCUACCCAAGAGAGGAGCCGAGACAAAUGUGUGGGUGGGGGAGGAGCUGCAAAACUCUCACUGGUCUCCAUUGUUUCUUCUUAUGAAGUCCUUUCUGUUUCUACUUCCCUGUUUCGCUUUUUUAUGUAAAAUAAUUGUUGGUUCAACAAGGAUGUAUCACACUAACAGCAUACAAAAGAACUCUUUGAGUGAAUGCUAAAAGCACAACCCAGAAAAGCAGGAAAUGUUCGUCCUGUUAUUUUGGGAAAUUUGACCCAGAUGUUUAUUCUGAUUGGGCAACUUCAGGUCUUGUGUCCAUGGAUACCUUCUUCUUAAACACUUCUCUUUAUCCAAAACAAUACUCUUGCCAGAUAAGUUAGUUGAUUCUAGAGCCAAACCUAUUGACUUCUCAAAAGUUGAACAAAGUAAACAAGGUAAAGCCAACUUCCCACCCCUCGGAUUGAAAAGCAUUGCGUCCAACCUGAUACCUCUUUGUUGUACCAUUGUUUGACGGAUUUUAAAUGUCAGAUUUUCCCCGAUUCGCCUUUUAUUUAGUGAAUGGAGCCAUGCCACAAAUGUCAGAGUGUGGUGCCUCAUUCCUGUUCUCUAAUGAGUAAUGCCCAAGACAAAAACAUCAGGUGUCUUGUUUCAGGGCAGACAGAGUAAGACAGUGAACUCUUUAAAGCUAAGAGCUUGCUGCCUACAAAGCCCUCUCAUUCACAGGAGACCAAUUUCAGUUUACAGCAGGCUCUUUCAUGUGGCUCAAACAUAAAAAAUGAGAUUUAUUAUCAUCAUGAAGUUGCCAUAGAAGCAUAAAAACAUAAUUUCAUGACUCGCCUCUUGAUAUCACACUUAUGUGCAUCCAAGGUCCGUUGGAUAUCUUUUAUUAGAACCCCAGUAUAAGGUUCAUGAUGUUAAAAACAUUCUGAGAAUGUUUCAAAUGCAUUGUUAGAAGGUUGGAAGUCAGUGUUGGCAGCAGAUGCUGGUCCUUGGCUGUCUUUCGCUGUGGAUGGCAGCAUGUUUGGCAUGGCCUGUGUUAAUCCCACUCGUGCCAAUUAACCCUUCUUUUGUGUGUGUGGUGUUUAAUAGCCAAGUGCUGGUCACCGUUUUACUCUGGCCUUUCAUAAAUGAUCUGAAAAACACUACUUAAUUAAUGUUGUAAUGUUUGGGUAACAUUUUGCCUUCAAACCACUCUCUCUUCCUCAUAUUUUUUCUUUUUUUUUUUCUUUUUUUUUUUGCAUGUCUUAUUUUUUGUAAAUUGAAUGUGCCCUUUAACAUGUAGCUCUUAAUUUGACUCUUUUACCCAUGUCCUGUGUUUUGUUUAUUAAAAUUAAUAGUUGUUGUUUUUUUUAAGUGAAGAAAAGAACUGUUGAAUAUCCCUAAGUAAAUAAAUCUUGAAAAUGAAUUAGCUGACUCUUGACUUGUUUUUUCCACCUCAUGAUAACAACCAAUUACAUGAUCACUUCAUCUCCUCUGUGCUCCACCCCUCAACACUGACUAAGUUUAACACCACUCAGUUAAUUUGCCACUCCACACAUCUUUGCAUCUGCCAUCGUCU